AGGGAAGGGACGGAAAGAAAGGGCAGGGAGAGGAAAAAUAGAUAUAUGGGCAAAAGGGAAGGCUAUUUUAUUCGUGGGGUUCGGCGGAUGGGAUGGCAGAGAGAAAGCUGCCGCGAGAGAUGAACAGCAGCAGCAGGAGGGAGGGCUCUUAGAUUCGGCUGUUCCGAUCAUCGAUCUCUCCUUGGUCCGUGAUCUUUGCGAAGCCAUGGCGUCUGGGUUCCCGGGGCGCGAUCUCCGCGGAGGCUUGGGGUUCGGGGCCGGAUCCGCGAUCCAGGUGCCCCCGUUCGCGAACCGAUCGGAGCCUGCCGGCGGAGGUGGAGGAGGAGCGGCGGCGGCGGCGGCCGGAGGUCUCUUGAAGCGGUCGCUCAACGAGAUGGAGAGGCAGCAUCAGUUGCAGCUCCAGCACGCUCUUUUCCUCCGAUCAGUGAAGCGCAGGACCCAUCUCGCCUCUCCCAUCUCCCCUCUCUCUUCGGUCGGUCUCUCGUCGUCUUCGGCGUCUUCUUUUUCUCCUGAUCGUUCCGCUUUCACCACCUCUUCUUCUUCUUCCCUGUCCACCUCCUCUUUUUCUUCUGGUUUGGGCUACGCGCGAAGGCAGCAACCGAACGCGCCAGAUUUCUCCUUCUCGACGGCGGCCACAGUGCCGGCGGCGGCGGCGGCUGCGCCGUCUUGUGUGACCGAGUCGGAGAAUAAGUCCACGAUGCGGAAAAGGCUGCUUGAGGAGCUGGAGAGGCGACUCCUGGACGACGAGGACGAGGACGAGGACGAAGUCAGCGCCUCGGGCUGCUCGGCGGUGACCACCAGCGAGUGGAGCGAGGCGAUGCAGCGGCUCCUCUCGCCGACACCGGCGACGGUUGCGGCACAGCACCCGCUCUCCCCUUCGCCCACCACGUCCUCGUCCUCCACGACAUCGUCCUCUGCUUCCUGCUCUCCUCCCUCCGCCACGCCCUCGCGGCAGAUGCUCUUCGACACGGUGGCGGCGAUCGUGGACGGGAAUCAAAAGGCUGCCACUGCGAAUCUCGAGGUCUUGAAGCGGGCCGCGAACCGCCACGGCGAUCCCGAGCAGCGGCUCACGGCGAUGAUGGUGGCCGCGCUGUAUUCGCGGAUCGAGACGUCGCCACCAUCGUCCGGAGCGCUUCAUCAUCCCAUCGCCGAGCUCUGCAGCCCCGAGCACCUGGAGGCUACCCAGAUGCUCCACGAUCUCUCCCCCUGCUUCGGGCACGCCCUCCUCGCUGCCAAUCUUGCCAUCCUCGAGGCCACCAGGGAUGCCUCCAGGAUCCAUAUCCUCGACUUCGACGUCGGGCAGGGAAGGCAGUACAUGGCCCUCAUCCAGGCCCUCGCUGAGCACCAUCGCCAUCGCCCCUCCGCCAGGCCCCCCAACGUCAAGAUCACCGCCGUCGCGGACCCGACCUCCCCGUUCAAUUCCUUCAGCAACGUCAGCCGCCGGCUGAGGAUGGUCGGUGACCUGUUGGCGAAGCUGGCGGAGCGGUUCGGGGUGGUGCUCCGGUUCAGCAUCGUGUGCCGACGGGCGGCGGAGCUGGACGAGACGACGCUGGGGUGCGAGCCCGGGGAGGUGCUGGCGGUGAACCUGGCGUUCGUGCUCUCGCGGGUGGCAGACGAGAGCGUCUCGCCGGCGAAUCCUCGCGACGAGAUCCUCCGGCGGGUGAGGGCCUUGGGGCCGCGGGUGGUGGUGCUUGUGGAGCAGGAGAUGAACGGCAACACGGCACCCUUCGCGGCGCGUUUCGCGGAGGCGUGCGGGCACUACGGAGCGCUGCUGGAAUCGCUGGAGGCGACGGUGGGGCGGGAGAACGGGAAGCGGGCGCGGGUGGAGGACUGCCUCGCCCGAAAGGCGGCCAACUCGGUGGCCGGGGAGGGCGCGGACCGGAUCGAGCGCUGCGAGGUCUUCGGCAAAUGGCGGGCGCGCAUGGGGAUGGCCGGUUUCCGGCCCGUCCCGCUCGGCCCGGCCGUGGCUGAGCCGGUCAAGUCCCGGUUCGCCUCUACCGGGUCCAACCCUGGGUUCACAGUCAAGGAGGAGGCCGGCGGUCUCUGCUUCGGCUGGUCGAGCCGGGUCCUCACCGUCACUUCCGCAUGGCGUUAGGCCGAGGCUAUCAUCAUCACAUGAUUAAUUGUCAUCGUCAUCUUCAUCUUUCGUAUUAUUAUUACUACUACUGUUGUUGUUCUUGUCACCAACUUCUCUUUUUUUCGUUCUUUUCUUAUAAUUUUGCUGAUCAGUGAUAAUAAUAGUAUUUAUUGAUAACGUUAAUGUGGAUAUUAUUAUUUAACAUUGAUAUUUGAGCAUCUAUUCUAUUUCUAAAA
This is a messenger RNA of Elaeis guineensis (African oil palm), 2313 nucleotides long. Its product is annotated as scarecrow-like protein 1. NCBI's taxonomy places the organism in Eukaryota, Viridiplantae, Streptophyta, Magnoliopsida, Arecales, Arecaceae. The record is from RefSeq and is a predicted model, not a curated record.